This is a messenger RNA of Macrosteles quadrilineatus (aster leafhopper), 1256 nucleotides long. It is a transcript of the gene tex, whose product is annotated as THO complex subunit 3. The transcript is spliced from 5 exons. NCBI's taxonomy places the organism in Eukaryota, Metazoa, Arthropoda, Insecta, Hemiptera, Cicadellidae. Gene Ontology annotation, biological process: mRNA export from nucleus. Bases 209 to 1192 code for a protein of 327 amino acids. Gene Ontology annotation, molecular function: protein binding. The record is from RefSeq and is a predicted model, not a curated record. Gene Ontology annotation, cellular component: THO complex part of transcription export complex.
CCUAGUCACAUUUUAUUUACUUAUUUCACAUUACGAGUAGGCUAUCCUACCUAGUCUAGUACUUCGUUUGUUCAGUAAUCAUUAACUUAACUCGUGCCUUAUGGCAUAGGCCUUAAAUGAAGAUGAAAUCCAAAUGAAUAUUUAGGCUUUUCGAUUUAGCCUAAUAGCCUAGUUGACUUUUUACUUUGAUAGUUACCUACGAUCCACAAUGGGAUUUGGUAAAGGAGGAAUGUAUCAAUCUCGCCUAGAAGAGCUACAAAAUCAUUUUAAAACUAGAAACAAAAUAAGGGAAUAUUCUGCCCAUUCUUCAAAAGUGCAUUCUGUUGGUUGGAGCUGUGAUGGAAGGAGGUUAGCUUCAGGUUCUUUUGAUAAAUCAGUUACAAUAUUCUCGUUGGACAGGGAUAGAAUGAACAAAGAACACACGUUUCGCGGCCACACUGGAAGUGUUGACCAACUGUGUUGGCAUGCAUCCAACCCUGAGUUGCUUAGCACAGCUAGUGGUGAUAAGACUGUUAGAAUAUGGGAUGCCAGGGCCCAGAGGUCUGCAGCUACCAUCAAUACUAAAGGAGAAAACAUAAAUAUAACCUGGGCACCUGAUGGAAACACAAUAGCCGUUGGCAAUAAAGAAGAUCUUGUCUCUUUUAUUGAUUCUCGAACACACAAAAUCAAAACUGAGGAGCAGUUUAGUUUUGAAGUCAAUGAAAUUUCAUGGAACAAUCAGAGUUCCUUAUUUUUUUUGACAAAUGGACAAGGCUGCGUUCAUAUUUUGAGCUAUCCAGAGUUGCAGUUACAACAUGUUUUAAAGGCACAUCCAGGAACAUGCAUUUGUAUAGAGUUUGACCCAACUGGAAAAUAUUUUGCAACUGGAUCAGCUGAUGCUUUGGUCUCAUUGUGGGAUGUUGAAGAAUUAGCUUGUGUUAGAACAUUCUCAAGGCUAGACUGGCCUGUGAGGACUAUCAGCUUCAGUCACAAUGGGCAGCUGCUAGCGUCCGCCAGUGAGGACCUGAUGAUAGACAUAGCUGAGGUGGAGACUGGAGCCAAGGUAGGAGACAUCACUGUGGAAGCAGCCACCUUCACUGUAGCUUGGCACCCCAAGUUGUACCUGCUAGCCUACGCUUGUGAUGACAAAGACCAGUACGACCGCAAGAGAGAUACUGGCAACCUCAAGGUUUACGGUUUCCCCUCUGAUUAGAUUGUAACUAUGUAUACAGUAUUGAGUUGAGUUUAAGUCUUUUUGUAAUAAACUGUUUUGUAUA